GUAGUUUUAAUAAUUGUUUAUUAUUUAUUAGUCAUAUGAACAGCGUGAGCAAAUACAUCGACGAAGGUGCCUCUUUAGUUCCUCCAUCACUUCAAUGGCAGUACUGGCCUUGAGGAUUUGAAACUUUGAUCCCUUCAACUUCAAAUAUAUAUACACUCCAUAUAUCUAUCGAUCUAUCUACCAUUUAAUCCACACUGCAGAUCUCCAUAUGGCUGAAGAUGGAUCGACCCCUUCUCUCUUCUCUCCUUACAAGAUGGGAAAGUUCAAUCUCUCUCACAGGGUUGUGCUGGCGCCGAUGACCAGAUGCAGAGCGCUUAACGGCAUUCCCAAUUCUGCCCUCGUGGAGCACUACACCCAGAGAGCCACCGACGGCGGGUUUCUCAUCACCGAGGGCACCAUAAUCUCCCCAACGGGGGCGGGGUUCCCGCACGUGCCGGGGAUUUUCAACAGGGAGCAAGUGGAGGCCUGGAAGAAAGUAGUGGACGCCGUCCACGCAAAGGGUUCUGUCAUUUUCUGUCAGCUUUGGCACGUGGGACGGGCAUCUCAUCCAGCACUUCAGCCCAGAGGAAUCGCACCCUUCUCCUGCACGGACAAGCCGAUAUCCAAGAGAUGGAGAGUGCUCCUGCCCAACGGAAUCUACGGAGUUUAUCCGCAGCCACGCAAAUUGGAGACCGACGAAAUCCCUCAACUGGUAGAAGACUAUCGCCAGGCUGCCGCAAACGCCAUUGAAGCAGGAUUCGAUGGUGUUGAGAUCCACGGAGCUCACGGUUACUUAAUCGAUCAAUUCCUCAAGGAUGGGAUCAACGCAAUGACAGGGGAGUACGGAGGCUCUCUAGGCAACCGCUGCAAAUUCAUAAUGGAUGUCGUCAGAGCCGUUGUCGCUGCAGUCGGCGCCGACCGAGUCGGCGUGAGGAUCUCCCCUGCAAUCGAUCAUCUCAACGCAUUGGACACGGAUCCACUCAGCCUCGGCCUAGCCGUGAUUCAGAGACUCAACAAGCUCCAGACCGAUUGCGGCUGCAAGCUCACCUACCUGCACAUGACUCAGCCACGGUACACCGCCUACGGCCAGACGGAAUCCGGCCAGACCGGGAGCGCGGAGGAGGAGGCGCAGUACAUGAAAGCAUGGCGCAGGGCAUAUCAGGGGACCUUCAUCUGCAGCGGCGGAUUCAAGAGGGAGAACGGGAUCGAGGCUGUGGCCAAUGGCGAGGCUGAUCUGGUUGCCUAUGGCCGGCUCUUUAUAUCGAAUCCCGAUUUACCGGUGAGGCUGAAGCUAAACCGCCCGCUGAAUAAGUAUGUCAGGGCGACGUUUUAUACGCACGACCCUGUCGUAGGAUAUACCGACUAUCCGUUCCUGAAAGAUGACGACAAGAACUCUGCACCCGUGUCUCGGCUCUAGUCGAAAAAUGGAAAAAAUUGUGUUGUUUACUAUAAGUGAUUGAUGCUGCAGCCAUAUAUACAUUUCAGUGUUCCUAUAUAUACAUACUAUGUUGUAUGAGCUAGUAAUCCUUGUAUAAGCAAGAUGUACGUACGUUGAAUUGCAUGCAUGGAAUGAACAAAUAAGUUAAUGUA
This is a messenger RNA of Andrographis paniculata, 1569 nucleotides long. Its product is annotated as 12-oxophytodienoate reductase 3. The record is from RefSeq and is a predicted model, not a curated record. Gene Ontology annotation, biological process: oxylipin biosynthetic process; jasmonic acid biosynthetic process. NCBI's taxonomy places the organism in Eukaryota, Viridiplantae, Streptophyta, Magnoliopsida, Lamiales, Acanthaceae. Bases 209 to 1396 code for a protein of 395 amino acids. Gene Ontology annotation, cellular component: peroxisome. The transcript is spliced from 5 exons. Gene Ontology annotation, molecular function: oxidoreductase activity; FMN binding.